Molecule: messenger RNA, 7684 nt
Organism: Ooceraea biroi (clonal raider ant)
Lineage: Eukaryota; Metazoa; Arthropoda; Insecta; Hymenoptera; Formicidae
Gene: Arms
Product: Ankyrin repeat-rich membrane spanning
Molecular function (GO): PDZ domain binding; protein kinase regulator activity
Source: RefSeq, a predicted model, not a curated record
UUCUCACGGUAUAUCGAUAAUUCGGAGCAAUCUCGGGUUCUCCAUCGGGAUGUUAAAUCUGUUCGCAACAAAGAUCGGAAUCGGUGUAACAUUUAUGCGUCGAGAUUUCGAUUUUUGCCGAAGACACGCGGAAAUAAUUGCUACGUCGCGUCGGUUGUCCUUAAUUGCCGCUUCGCUAAUGUUACGAUAACAAUUGAAGAUAGAGAAGUUGUCACGUCUUAAAAUAGAAGUUAUCGUAUCUUAAAAUUGUUACAAGCCUUAUCUUUUUUUGGAAGACGCUGUAUUGUCUUACUGAUCGAUGUACGUAUUAUUUUUCUAUACAUUGCAUUUUGAAAUUAACUUUAAAAUAAUUGACUUGCGUAUCUUUUCUGUAUCAAUUCUUCGGAAUUAGAUACACACGAUGCUUAAACACAAUAAGUUGCAAUUUUGAAGAAAGAUUCAGUCAGUGUAAAUCCAUAUGAAAUAUUUCUCUAUGCAUUUAUUUCCAUUAAAUUGAUUUUACAACUUAUUUCAUUAAAUUGACACAUUAUAUCUUUUAAACUAAGAGAUUGUAUUUUUUUAAGAUAUUUGAUGUAUUUGCACGAGUUGUCAUCUGUUAUCUCAUCAAUCCAUCCAAAGCACAAUGGAAUACUAUUUGGUGACAGUACUAUACGCGCAUGCUUCCUUCAGUGAAUGCAGUUCUUCAUUUUUGCACUGAAUCAGUAAAAGAUUAAUGAUGCGGAAAGCCAAAGAAGAGCGCAACCGAAUCGCUUCGGCUUAUUUUCGAGUGAGCUUCGAUGAGGAUGACAUCGAGGAAAAGGAGGAUAACUUGUCAGCAAAGGAAUUGGAAAAGAUGCCCGAAACAUCUUCUUUAUCUGACAAGGACUCGAGAAGAGAUUCGAGAGGCAGAUCCAGCGCCACAAAAGUGGAAACUUUAAACUUGAAUCCAUCUUUCGAUCUUGAGUUUGCCUCUUCCACAUUGUUACCUGCUGGAAGCGUUUUCGGCAGCUUGCAAUCAUCCGAGAGCUCCGAGAAUUUACUGGAAGCUUCGUCGCAAUAUGCAAGCAACGUGGAUGCCAAGUGUGGCAGUGACGUGCUCUCGAAAAUCGAUACGGGAGAAUCGGUAGUACCGAUCGCGGAUUCGGACGUGGCUCCCUCGGCCAUGAAACAUAAAAAUUUCAUCGCGAAGGAGUCACCGGCGAGGCUUCACUCUUCAUCAAAAGCGAAUCCAGUUUCAUCAUCAAUGGGAAACCAUCCAGAACGCAUCCAUGUGAAACCAAUCACCGCGAGCUGGGCGAAACGUUCGCAAUUAGCGUCCGACCAGCCAAGGACUCCAGCGGAAACCUUAGAAAUAGAACAGCCCGUGCAUUCCCAAAACGAAAGACAAAGAAGUUCAACUUCACUGGGAUCAGCCAGCAAAAAGCUAGUCAAAGAACAGCUUCAGCCAAGCAUUGCAGAAGUGCCCGAGCAGGUCUCACAGUCUUCAGCAUCGAGUACCGUCCCAGUCCAAGAGUACCACAUCAUCAAUGAGAAGUCCAUGAAGAGUAUCCGCAGAUCGACGUUGCCGAUGAUGAGCGUCGAUCUGACUCAGUCAGGCCAUCAACGCGAGGCGAACGUCACGACGACCUCCCCGAAAUCGCCGACGUUCGAGGACAUCCUCGCUGGUACCAGCGUGAACCCCAUCCGGAAGUUCAGCAUAGCAAACGCGGCGAUCUGCUCGAGUCUGGCACCAAGCCUCCUAGGAGCUAUUCCCGGCGUGCCGAACUCUCUUCUGCCGAACAGCGGCGAGGGUCUGCAUCGAAGUGCCACCCUGUCGAACCUGCCAACCGCCUCCUCGGCCGUCGACGACGACGAUGUUAGCGUCGGCGGAACGCGUCGCCGCUUAAAGUCAUUUCUGCGUCUUCACAUACCCGAGUUGCAUCACGGCGCGAGCUGGCAAAACGGGGAUUAUCAGUUGCACCCCCAUUCUCAGCACGAUCAUCAGCCUCACCAUCAUCACCAUCACACGUUCCCGCAUGUGUUCCACGUGCCCACCUUUACGUUCACGGCGCCGGCCACCGAUGGCACCGGCCGCAAGUUCAACUUCGGCAUUCGACGGCACUCCCAGGCGACAUUGCAUCGGACUGACUCGAUGGUAUCGCUUUGUUACCGAUCGCUCGCGAGCUACAUCACAGAUGAUAAUCUCGCUGGACUCCAAAGUUUCCUCGACAAUAAACGUGUACAGGUCGACGAUAGAGAUGAGAAUGGCAGCACCGCUCUCAUCCUUGCAGCAAUUAAGGGAAAAAUACACUUCGUCCGAGAGCUCAUCAAUCAUGGAGCGGACGUCAACGCUGAAGACGCGGAUAAUUGGACGGCAUUGCUGUGCGCAGCGAAGGAAGGCCACACCGAGAUCUGUCUCGAGUUGUUGGAGCACGGCGCCGAAUUGGAACACCGAGACAUGGGUGGGUGGACGGCGCUCAUGUGGGCGACGUAUAAGGGUAAAUCGGCAACGGUGACGAUGUUAUUGGGGCGCGGAGCUGACGUCAACGCGCAUGGGAAUUUUCAUAUUUCUUCUUUAUUAUGGGCCGCUGGCAGGGGUUACCCUGAUAUAGUCAAGGAUCUCAUUGCUCACGGGGCGAAGGUCAAUGUCGGUGAUAAGUAUGGUACUACGGCGCUCGUGUGGGCAUCGCGCAAGGGAAACGUAGAAAUCGUUGAUACACUUCUCAAGGCCGGAGCCAAUGUCGAUACGGCGGGCAUGUAUUCGUGGACCGCCUUGCUCGUGGCUACCCUCGGUAACCACGUAGAAGUGGUGCUGUUACUGUUGGAGCACAAACCCAACGUGAAUGCUCUGGACAAAGACGGCUGCACCGCUCUGGCGAUAGCCUGUCGUGAAGGUCACCAUGAAAUAUCCAAUGCCCUUUUAAAUGCCGGCGCCUACGUUAAUAUCCAAGAUCGAACGGGGGAUACGAAUUUGAUUCACGCAGUUAAAGGUGGUCAUCGUGGCGUAGUGGAAUCUCUACUGAAGAAGUACGCCGACGUCGACAUCGCCGGAAAGGAUAAAAAAACCGCAACUUACAUAGCAGUAGAGAAAGGCAAUAUACCGAUACUCAAAUUAUUACUAAACGCUAACCCAGACCUGGAGAUUGCCACGAAAGACGGUGACACGCCUUUACUACGGGCGGUGAGGUCACGUAACGCCGAAAUCGUGCAAUUGCUUUUAGACAAGAAAGCCAAGGUCUCGGCUACGGACAAGAAGGGCGACACUGUACUGCACAUUGCGAUGCGCGCGCGAUCGAAAGCGAUCGUCGAGAUACUACUGCGGAAUCCAAAGAAUAGCCAGUUAUUGUACCGUCCGAACAAACAAGGCGAGACUCCGUACAACAUCGACGUCAAUCACCCCAAGACGAUCCUCGGACAGAUAUUUGGUGCUCGACGCUUGAAUACUAACGAGGACAAUGAGAAUAUGCUCGGUUACGAUUUAUACAGCAGUGCGCUGGCAGAUAUUCUUAGCGAGCCGUCACUCUCCACGCCAAUUACUGUCGGCCUUUAUGCAAAAUGGGGUUCUGGGAAAUCAUUCCUAUUGAAUAAGCUAAGAGAGGAAAUGAAGAACUUUGCGCGGCAAUGGAUUGAUCCGGUGUUCCAAUUCUCUUCCUUACUCUUUCUAGUAGUAGCACACAUAUCCUUGCUGGUGGGAGUCACGAUAGGUCUCGCCUUGCAAUCGUGGAUCAUCGGUGUGGCCUGCGGAGUAAGCCUAUUGAUUAUCAUUUAUAUUUUUCUGGUGCUCGUUUGGUACGCCCACAAGAGGUACGAUUGGUACUGGCCGUACAAUCUGACAGUCGCGCUCACCACCAAGCUGAAUGCGCUGAAACUGCUAUUGCAAGUGAUCUUCUGUCAUCCACCGGGGGGUCAGUGUCACGACGGCAUCGCAGUGCAGCCGAUAAAGUUUUACUUCACCGAUCAGACUCGCGUGGGCACGACAGCCGCCGGUGAGAACGCGGUCGUGCAGAUGGUCGGCUCGCUGUACGACUCCAUCGAGAACGACUUUGGUUCGCUCUCCACCAGACUCUACCGAGCGUUCCGGCCGAAACCGGACAAAUCGACCACCACGUGGAAGUGGAGGCACCUGUGUUGCUUGCCGUACAUAGUGAUAUUCGAGUUCUGCUUCUGCAGCCUGCUCAUCGGCAUCUCGGUGCUUACGGUUUAUCUCAUAGACAUCUCGAGCGACGAGCCCACGAUAGAUCGAGUCACUGCUCACAUUAUCAUGAUAACGAUCGCCUUGAUCUUGGCCAUUAGUAUAAUAGCGAAUCUGUACACGUGGAGCAGAACGUUGCAAGCACUGGUCUUCUCGCAGAGGAGGCAUCUGCAACGUAGUAUUUCGAAACUGGAGACUCUGAAGAGCGAAGGGUUCAUUCAGUCUCUGAGGGCUGAAGUCAGUUUGAUGACAGAAAUGGUCAAAUGCUUGGACAGUUUCAUGGCUCAACAAAGCAGGCUAGUCAUAAUAGUAGACGGUUUGGACAGUUGCGAGCAGGAUAAAGUUUUAUUGGUUUUAGAUGCUAUACAAGCCUUAUUUAGUGAUAACGGGUACCCCUUCGUCGUGAUACUAGCGAUUGAUCCGCACAUUAUAGCUAAGGCAGUAGAGGUAAAUAGCAGAAGAUUGUUCACCGAGUCGAACAUCGGUGGUCAUGAUUACCUAAGGAACAUGGUGCACCUGCCGUUUUACCUGCAAAACAGCGGAUUGCGCAAGGUGAAGGUGGCACAACAGACCGCUCAAUACUACAAGAAGACUGCAUGGACGGAAGCUGAGGAGAGCGUCACCUAUACUGCAAGCAACACCAUGCAUCACUCGGUGUCUAACAGGAGGCUCAGUACUGAAUCGGCCAUAAUGAAUAGCAACGAGAAACUUAAACCCCAGGCUAGGAAAGGCAGCAGGAAGCUGCGAUUGAGCGAGUCGAUCGCAAGCAGCAUCGGCAGCAAUCUGAAUCGACUCGGUGGCGCACAGGAUCUCAAUAAGAUGUUGCUCACUGAUGACUACUUCAGCGACGUGAAUCCACGCAGCAUGAGGAGACUGAUGAACGUCGUCUACGUGACUGGACGGUUACUUAAAGCAUUCCAGAUUGAUUUCAAUUGGUAUCACCUGGCCAGUUGGAUCAACAUUACCGAGCAAUGGCCUUUCCGAACGUCCUGGCUCAUUCUUCACUACGAUAUGUACGAGGAAAAUCUGGAGGACAAUAUGUCAUUGAAGAGUCUUUAUGAUAAAGUGCGACCGCAGAUCCCAGUGCUGAAAGAGGUGCAGCCACUCCUCGAGAUGGACAGGGACGAGCGCAAGUUGGACGUUUUUCUUACAUUCCAUCGGUCCAGUCUACUCGUCAGCGACAUGAAAAUAUUUUUGCCGUUCACUAUCAAUCUGGAUCCGUACAUUAAGAAGAAAAUCAAGGAGGAGCAACAGAGCGUAGAAGAAGAUUUCCCUUACAAACAAGGAGGCAUUUGGCACAGCCAUGCCGCUGAUCAGUGGGCUCCACAUAGAGGCACGUUGACGAACCGAUACACGAAACUUGCCAAACAGAGUUCUCAGGGAUCCGUACCGCCGACACCGUCGUGGGCUUAUCAGCCACAUUUCGAGUGGCAAGCUCCAACUUGGGUCGCUCCCAUGCAUCCUAUGCCACCCAUGGAACCGGUGCCAAAGCCGCUUUUCGCAACAACCACGUUGCCGCCUGAGAUUUUGGAGACGAAGCUUUCAUCUCUAUCGGUGAGCGGAGUCUGCGAUCUGAUCGAUAAGAUUGAGAGUCUCAAUCCGGCUCAAACACUCAUGUACAAGCAGGUCAUCAAGGACAACAAUAUUAACGGCCGAGUUUUGUUACAUUGCGACUUGCAAGAACUGAAAAAGGUAUUUAAAAUGGCUUUCGGUGAUUGGGAAUUGUUUCGCAUGAUGAUUAUAUCGCUCAGGGAAAUGGAACUUACGUCAUUCACGUACGAGGAAGGUCCUCGGAGUGUCCGAUUUACCGUAGAGUCCGAACAAGCUUUGCGCAAAGAUCAUAAUUUGCAAACUAAUUCAAUACGUGUACCUACUCACGCGGAGAAGGAAAAGGGAGCGUCGAGAACGGACGGGCCAGCUCGUCGUGAUCAAAAUAAGCAAUCCAUCAUGGAAAAACAGUUCCAGGUAACGUUAGAGGAGCAGAUGAUUUGUGGCGCACUGCAGACUUUGAACGAGGAGGCUUGCGAGGACGUGUUAGAUGUGCCAUCGCCAGCGGUGGCACCAACAGACUCGCUCUCUUCAGGACCCGUUGCCACCUCGGUGCCGGACACGGAUUACGUGCUGCUUCAAGCAAAUCCGCUGUUUCAUUGGGUGCCGGUGAACGACGAGCCGGAGAGUUCGGACGACAGCUCGCACGAUUCCACGGUGUUCCUUCACCGCACGAAUUCGCAGCGCAGCCUCGCAUCUCAGCGUAGCACGCGGUCUGUCUGCUCUCACAAAACCCUCAAGAGAACCGGCAGCAACGUCAGCACUAGACCAUCCUCGCUAUUCGUUUCCCCGCCGCCGUCGCCGAAACCCGCGUUCAGGUCCAAAUCGACGGACGAGAGGUACAUGGGCAACAACAUACCGCUGAAGACCACGUCGUCAGCAAUACCUAUCAAGGCGAGACGCUCGACCUCGACUCUGAACGACGAGGCGGUCAUAACGAUACCGAUACCCACACCCAGCUUGGAGAAACUAUCGAAAUUGAAAGACCGGUUGGUCGGCAACGCGCCGACAAGCUCCCCAGUGCCCACCGGUGAGAGCGACGACGAGUCCACGCCGCUGGUGUCCGAGUUGUCCACGCCGACGCACUCCCAAUCGGACAGCGUGUUCAGGCACGACUGUAGCGCGGAGAACAGCAGCUCGCCGUCGUCAAGUAGGAGUCUACCGCGAGAUGGAGAACACUGCGCGAAUGUGAAUUGUUCUGAUACCGCGGGUCUGGUGAUACGGGAGUCGUUGAAUGCACGGCCGGCGCACCGGCAAGAUUGGGACAACCCGGAGACGCCUGUCUGACACCUGCCGUUCCCCGUCAGGCUCGAGCGUCAGGCACGCUUCAACUCGCGAUAGCUCACGGUGCGCAACUUAACUGACCGACGUACAAAGUUUGAAGAUGAAAUAAAACUGGCAUCCGCUACGGAGAUGUGCACACAUUUUUUUCAAUGAUACAAGUGUCGAGAUAAGAUACCAGUUUCUUGCGUGUAAAUAGCGGAUAGAGCUGCGAGCGUGCGGUUUUAUCUUUCUACAGCGUCGAACUGUUAAACGUGUUCAUCCGUUUGAUGAAUUUGAAUGAGGGACAAGUGAUACUCCUUCUCACGGUUCUGUAAUCUUUUUGCAGUUCUAGCGAAACGAGACGUCCCUGAAGCGCACGCCUCUGAAAUGAUAGUCAUUCCGUGUAAAUUAUUAACACGUUUACGAAUGCGAAUAUUUAUUGACGUUCUUUUCUUUUUAUUAUUGAAACGUACGUAAAGUGAAGUAAUGAGGAACACUUCCCGAUGUAUAGUGUGUAUCCCGAAUCUAGUAAUAAGCGAUUUACGUCAAUUCACAAUGCCAUUGCAAAUAGGUGACUGAAAAAGUAAAAAUGUUGAAGAGAAUAUUUUAAAGAAACGAUCAAUCGAAUAGCCAGUGAGUAUGCAAUUAUAGAUUGUAUAUGUAAUCAAUUCCAUAAAGAAUAUCCAGUUGAUAUUCCAUAUUGAAUAAAUAAAUGGAAUACCU